Molecule: messenger RNA, 2877 nt
Organism: Schistosoma mattheei
Lineage: Eukaryota; Metazoa; Platyhelminthes; Trematoda; Strigeidida; Schistosomatidae
Source: the annotation of a GenBank genome assembly
AGUAAUUUGUAACAUCUUUCAAGUGUAUAUCUAUUAAUCUGUUUUUCAUAUCUACCAAUAUCAGAUAUAUAGGUAAGCUGAUUAUAUAAAUAUAUAAGAUGAUGAUAAUACGUAAGUUUGAAUCGUAGAAUAACUCUCAAGGUCACGUGCUAGACAACUGUACUUGUAGAAAUGAAACUGAUAGCUCACAUAACUGAACUGCAAUAUUAUAUACGAUGAGUUAAUAAUCAUUUAUUUAUAUAUGAACCCUAACUGAUGUGAAUUUAAUAUUUCAUAAUGGUAUAAACUCUGUAUAUUUUAGAAAUCGAAAUAUGGAACAAGGUUUACUAUUCUGUUGGUAUUUACUUCCGACUUUAUUGGCAUGGAUAGUAAAAUAUGCAAUUCGUCUAAUUUUAUUACCGAUUUUCAUCGUAUUUAUUCUUGGUUAUGUUGUGAAAUAUUUCAAGAAAAAGUCUAAAUUGCACAUUAAAUUAUUACGUAAAAGACAAUCAAUAACUCAAGGAAUGGAUCAUCUGAAAGAACAUCUUUCAUCCACGAAAAGCUCAUCAAAUAUUGAUUUACUAUCAGUUACAGAUCUGAAUUUAGAUACUAUCCAAGAACGUUUAGUUGAAGGCAAAUUUACAUCAGUUGACUUAUUACAUGCCUAUCAAAUUAAAGCUUUACAAUUAUAUGACUCAGGAAAUUCAGGAAUAUGUGAAUUUCUUGAUGAAGCGGAGCAGUUGGCUGUUGACGUUGCUAAAUUUAAUCGCUUACCUAAAAGUAAACAAACGUUGGUUGGUAUUCCUAUCAGUUUAAAAGAAUUAUGUUCGAUCAAGGGAUAUGAUGUAACAUUUGGUUUGAUAGAACGAUGUAAUAAACCUUCACAUGAAGAUUGUUGCAUAUUGGAAGUACUUAGACAUGAAGGAGCAAUACCUUUUGUUCUUACAGCAACUUCUCAAACAGCUCUAUCUCUGAGUGGAAUAAAUCCAGUAUUUGGUGAUAUGUCUAAUCCUCAUUCAUCAGAACAUGAAACAGGCGGGAGUUCUAGCGGUGAAGGUGUACUUCUAAGUUUACGGGGAUCUCCAGUUGGAAUCGGAACAGAUUUGGCUGGAAGUAUACGAAUUCCUUCGGUGUUCUGCGGUCUUGCUGGCUUAAAACCAACAACUAAUCGUAUUAGUAGUAAAGGUGUGGGUGUAAUCGGUCAUAAAAAGUCAGUAUUAUUGAGAGUAAGUGUUGGACCAAUGGGUAGACGAGUGGAUGAUCUAGCUAAAUUAAUGCGUACACUUUUAACAAUGAAAAUGUUUCAAAUGGAUCCAUAUGUGCCACCAUUACUGUUUAAUGAUAUGAUCUACGCGGGUACAGAUAAGCCGAAAUUGACAAUCGGAUAUUAUGCGACUCUAGAGGAUCCACUAAUUAUUACUAGCGUUCCAAGUGUUCGCAGAAUAGUGAAUGAAUCAGUGGACAUUCUAAGACAACGCGGUCAUAUAUUGUUACCGUUUCAUCCACCUGACAUAAAAUGGGCUUAUGAAUUAAGUAUGAAGGCGAUUUCUGUUGACACAAAAUAUAAUCUUCAAGAGGCUUUGUUUGCAGAACCACUAAAUGAACACACCAAAUUUCUCCACCUUUUAAUUAGUGUCCCACACUGGCUGAAAGUUAUGUUAGAUAAAUUAUUGAAUAUUAUCUUUGGUAGACCAGCUGCAGUUACAAGUUUCUUGGACGGUCCUAGGGGCGAAGCAAAAACACUAAAUUUAAUCUCAGAUAUUGAGUUGUAUAGACAUGAAUUUCAAAGAGCUAUGGAAGAAGCUGGUAAUUUGGAUGCAAUCAUUUGUCCAGUUUUCCCCUUCCCAGCAUUUCCAAAGUCGGCUAAAUCGAUGUUUGUUACGCCAGCUAUUGCUUAUACAGUAUUGUUUAACUUGUUAGAUUAUCCAGCUGGAACAGUUCCAAUGGGAUAUGUGAGUAAGGAAGAUGUACAAAACUCAAAAGUGAUGGCUGAAGAAUACAAGAAAGUUGGCAAUCGAUUUCUUUCUGAGGUAUUCAAGUAUCAGGAAACAAGUGAAGGCUUACCGGUUGGUGUACAAAUUAUUGGUAAACCAUGGCAAGAAGAGCGUGUGCUAUAUGUUAUGAAAGAACUGGAGACAUCAAAAACACUAAAUAGUUAGAACCGUUAUUCUAAACCUUAUUUCUUCAGUUGACUUAGCUCGACCAUAUAUUAUCGCGUUGCUGUAAAAUAUUCAUUACCGUUUAAUCUACACAGAAGUAUAAUAUUUUAAUAUGAAAAAACUGAAUUCGGCUUUCGAAUUUUGAAAUCUACCUACUUCUUUCAUCGAAAUAUAAAAAUUCCUAGAUAUUGUUUCAUUUUUGUUCAUGCAGUAUUUUAAACAGAUUCGUUGGAACAGUAGCAAAUAUUAGUUGAAAUCGAAAUGUGAAUUCAUUAUUAACUAAAAAAUAGCAAUUUGUGUGCAAUUUUCAUUUCUUUUAAGUACUAGGUCGUUACAGUAAUUGUUAAGCAGAGAAUCAUACUCAGUAUUCUUUAUUACACUAAUGUGAUUUGAACUAGGCAUCCUAUAACUUUAAUCUUAUCUCCUUCAAUAUAUUCUUGUUUAUCAUAAUACUUGUGUCACAUCUUGCUUUCCAUUGUUCAAAUCAUUCCUAGAAGCCCUCAUUUCAACUGCAUCUUUUUGGUUAGUGAGUGUUUCAAUUAUUGUGUUAUGUGGAAGUGCUAUAUAUGUAUAAUAUCCAAUCCACUGAUAGUGAUCUACCUCGGUGACAAAAAUAUAGGCCUGAUUUUCGAUAAAAAUGACUUGUUUUGAGCAACAGCCGGACGUAUGUGUUUAUUAAUAUAUCUUUUUAGUAGCGAAAGAAAAUAAGUAAAGGAAUCUAAUCUAGCUAGAACUGGGA